GGCAAUUGAGCUUUAGGAGUCUCGUGGGGGAGAUGAUAAGUCGAUCGCAGGGGCUGGGGCCUCACCGCCCGAGCUGCCGCGUUGUGAGCUUCUGCCUGUGUUCAUGAUAGCAUCACCUCUACUUCUUCCCUUAACCUCCCUCUUCUCCUUGCCGUUUUAUCUGGUUUAUUGAAGUCAUCUGUCUACUUUUUCUAUUUUCUCUUGAACACAGCACAAAAUGGUCGCCCCUCAUGGAACAUCAGGAAUGCUCGGUGAAGAUGGCAUUCACGUCGACAUGAACCACCUGAAGUCUGGCGAGGUCAACUUGGGAACCUCGAUCAUGGCUAUCAACUUCAAAGACGGAGUCAUCCUGGGUGCAGACAGUCGAACAACCACCGGUGCCUACAUUGCCAACCGAGUCACCGACAAAUUGACACAGGUGCACGACACCAUCUGGUGCUGCCGAUCGGGUUCCGCCGCAGACACCCAGGCCGUGGCCGACAUUGUCUCCUACCAUCUCAACAUGUACGGCGUAACGAACGCCGAGCCCCCCACCACACAGGUUGCUGCAUCACUCUUCCAGGAAUUGUGUUAUGAGAACAAGGACGCGCUGAGUGCGGGUAUCAUUCUUGCCGGGUGGGAUGCACGACACGGAGGUCAGGUGUUCUCGAUACCGUUGGGAGGAUCCCUUCACAAGCAGUCGUUCGCUAUCGGCGGUUCCGGCUCGACCUACAUCUACGGUUAUACCGAUGCCCACUGGCGGGAACAGAUGACUGAGGAAGAGGGUAUUGAUUUCGUGCGGAGUGCUUUGCAGGAGGCGAUUAAGUGGGACGGUAGCUCCGGUGGUGUGAUUCGUCUCGUGGUCCUCACCAAGGCCGGUGCCGUGAGACAUCUCUACCUGCCGGACAACGGCUACACUGGGCCGGGAGUGACGAAUUAAUAAGUGUUCUAAUAUUGCGUCAAUCUCCAAAUGAAAUGGUUUCAUGAUCUCAGUUCUCCGGUCUUUGCAUUCUGCUAUGCGGCCCCCCCCACCGGGGAUAUACUGCGUCUGAGCGCCAAUAUGACAAGUCUGACACUAGUCCACGGGUGCUGCCAUACCCCCACCUUUAUCAUCGGGCUAUGUAGGGAGAAAAGGACCGAGCAGAUCAAGAAGGAUUAGAUCGGAAGUCCUCGGCCAGCAGGUUAUUGGAUCAUAACGAGUGAUAUACUUGAAUGGACCGGGAAUAACACCGGAUUUAUGUACCCUGGUCUAUUAUAUCAUGGAAUGAGUUGACU
This is a messenger RNA of Penicillium samsonianum, 1254 nucleotides long. RefSeq names its product proteasome core particle subunit beta 1 (gene pre3). The record is from RefSeq and is a predicted model, not a curated record. Gene Ontology annotation, cellular component: proteasome core complex. Gene Ontology annotation, molecular function: threonine-type endopeptidase activity. Bases 218 to 919 code for a protein of 233 amino acids. The transcript is spliced from 5 exons. Lineage: Eukaryota; Fungi; Ascomycota; Eurotiomycetes; Eurotiales; Aspergillaceae.